Molecule: messenger RNA, 1103 nt
Organism: Bradysia coprophila
Lineage: Eukaryota; Metazoa; Arthropoda; Insecta; Diptera; Sciaridae
Source: RefSeq, a predicted model, not a curated record
UGAAUUAAACGUGAUUGCUGGUUCAUUCUCUUUCGUUUUGAAUCUAAGAACAGAGCAGUUUUUUUCCUAACCAAAUGGGAUACGAAGUAACGCGUUUCAUUCAUAAAGUUGAUGACGAAUUUCGUUGCGCAAUUUGCUUGGACAUCUUUCAAGAUCCUGUGCAAACGGAGUGUGAACAUGCAUUUUGUCGGGAAUGCAUAACGAAAUCGUUAGCCAUCAACAAUUGCUGUCCAGUCGAUCGACGUCGAAUAAGAUCGAAUGAGUUGAACGCGCCGCCAAGAAUUUGGUUGAAUUUUUUGAACAAAUUGGAGAUGAAAUGCGAUUUCCGAUCGAAAGGUUGCAAAGACAUUGUGAAAUUGGAGAAUUUUCAACAACAUUUGAACAACUGCCAAUACGACCCUGAUAUUAUUGUGUGUGAUAAAGGCUGUAAGCUUCAGAUCACUCGUCGUGAAUAUGACCACAACAAUUGUUUGCAACAUUCAUUGAACCGAGUGAGACGUUUAGAAGAGCAAAUUAACAAGUUGAACAUCGACAAAACGAAAAAUUCGUCAGCUACUGCACUGGUGGUGAAUACACCAUCAAACGAACCAAUGUGGAAGAGAAAGGUCAAUAUGUUCAUUACUAUGGAUCAAUCGAAUUACAUUUUGAAAGCCCACGACGAGGCUUAUAAAAAUAUCAGGCCUGUUGCUCAAGCCAAUUAUUCCCUGACACCAGCAAACUCUUCUUUUCAUGUAAAUUUUGACUCGCAUGGUUUCAUAGGACUGGCUUGUAAGGAAUUUGAAACUUCAGGCGAUUGGUUUCCUCAGUCACAUGGAUAUAUCUUUGCGCAUAUUUAUAGGAAUUGGGAUAAAAUUCGAUUGUAUCACAAUACUACCAAUAGUCCGCAUGAAGACUUUGAUAAGUAUGAGUUAGAUAAUGGGCCCGUCAAAUGUAGCAUUACAUUCCAGCACGAUUUCGACGCUAGUCGGGAUAAUUUCGUUGAAGUGUGCUUCUCUAUCAAUAAUGUAAUUCAUGCGCGGAAAAUAAUGAAAAUGCCUCGUGACGGAUUAUUUCCAACAAUUUAUUUAAACAAAGGCAACACAUGUACGUAUUUUAUGAAUUAA